AUGUCCUCCAGAGACGACGAGUCCCGGGUCCUGGUCCUGGAGGAGCAAGUGGACAGUUUAUCAGACGAGUUGAUGCAAUGUCAGGCAGACAAGGAGUUUGUGUGGUCCCUAUGGAAACGCCUGCAAGUGGCAAAUCCAGACUUGACCCAGGCUGUCAGUCUGGUGGUUGAGCGUGAGAAACACAAAGCCGAGAUUAAGGACAGGAAGGUGUUGGAGAUCUUCCAGAUCAAAGACAACAAUUUACAGGAGCUGGAACAGAAAGUGGAAGUGCAACAGCAAGAGAUCAACAACCUGGUGCAGCGGAGGACGACAGUGAAUGAGGACAGUGCCUCAAUGGAGAAGGAGCUGACAGCUCUGCGUGAACAACUCAGCGAUAAGGAGCAGGAACUUAAGGAAAUGAAGACGGAGUGUAGGAGGAAGGAGGAGGAGGAGCGGCAGGUGGUGCAGGCUCUAGAGGAGGAGAAAGAGGGAUUAACUUCCCGCUGGGCCGCCCUACAAGCUGACCUGGAGGAGAAAGAGAGGCAGGCCGACACCCAACAAGACCACAGGGAUGCUGCCCAGGCCAGAGUCAAGGAGCUGGAGGAGGAGCUACAUAAUACCUGGAAGGAGUUGUCUAGCUUGCAGAGCCACGGUAGCAGUCAAGCAGACCAGAUUUCUUCCAAAGAGAGGGAGGUGGCAGCGAAAGAAGAGCAACUCAGUCAACUUCGACGUGAGUUUGCAGAAGUGCAGACUCUGUACAGACAGAGCUCAAACCAUGCAGCAGAGCAGAGCCAUCUGAUCAAGCAACUGGAAGGACUCAACCUGGACACACAGAGAGUCCUGAGGAACCAAGAAGAGGCGCACACUGCUGACACCACCUCCUACCAGAGGCUGUACAAGGAGUUGAGUCAAUGCUACCAGGCCCUCGUGUCCAGCGAGGCCAAGCUCCGUCAGAGUCACCAGGAGCUGGGCAGCCGGCUGGCUCAGAAAGACCAACACAUCCUGCAACUCCAGGCCCAGCUUCAACAGCAGGAGCAGGAGAAAAUACAACUGCAGCAGCAACAACAGCAGCUACAGGCUCAGCAGACAACAACUAACUCCUCAACCAACAGACAAACCAACUUUAAGGCAGUGGUGUCAGAGCAGGAUCAUGCCGUAGCUCAGAGUCGUAGCCCGUCUGACCAGAGCUCCAAACGAGGAGCAGACCCCAGGCCAGAGGACAAGAGCCCACAACGCAGAUCCACCAGCUCCCUAAAAAGACAUCAGAGUGCACCUGUGCAGCGGUCCAGGUCCCUGUCCCCAGCCAGCAGUGCUGACUUGGAGAGUGGGAGGAGAGGAAGAGCAGAACACAGGGUUCAAGACCUAGAGGAGCUGCUGCAGCUGAAGAUGGAGGAGAAUGAAGAGCUGAGGAGGGCUCACAAUAAGCGACGAGAACGUCUGUGUCUGAUUCAAGCCAACUACAAGAGCAUCAGAGACCAGCUGAAAGAGAUGGAGAAAUCCCACGGCUUGCCCGGUGGAAGGAUGCAGCGUGCCGAGCCGUGGCAGCUCAGACAAGAGAACAGUGAUGCAGUGUGGAAUGAACUGACCUACCUGAAAAACCUCACCAGGAAACUCUCCACUGAAAAAGCCGGCUUGGAAGAGCAGAUGGACAUGUUGCGAGUCCAGGCAGCGAUGGACCGGGCCACAGUGAAGGAGCUCCACCUGUGUCUUACCAGUGAACACCAAGAAUUGCUUCACAAAGUGGUGGAGGAACGCCAGGUCAAAAGCAGCACUCCGAAAAAGCCGUCUGUUUCUGCCGAACGAGUGGAACAGUCAUUUAAAAAGAUUGAGCAGCUGGAGUGGAAGAUGAAGUCCCUGGACGCGGAGACAGAGAGUCUGAGGGAAGAGAAAGAACACUUAGUUGAGGCCAACAAAGACUUGGCCCUCAACUGCCACAGACUCCAAGCCUCCCUGGAUCGCCUGCGGACCCAGGAAGCUGCUCGUGAAGAGGCAGCCCAGGACCAGGCCCUGGUCCAGGGGGAGCAGCACCGCAACGAGAUCAUGGCUGUCGAAGCCCGGCUGGCUGCGUCUCAGAAAGAGGCUACCAGGCUUCAUCCUCAGCUGCUGAGGCUGAGACAGGAGCUGGGGAUUCUCAGAGCAGCCAGGGACUUCUACAGGAACCAUGCAGCAGGGCCAGUGCGGGCAGGUGGGAUCGCUAGCAACAUUAGCAGCAAGGUUAAAUUCAAAACAACUCGGCUCAGAGGUCCACCACAGCAGCGCCGCCACCGAGCAGUCAGCCCCAAUCAAGCCAUCAGCCGGCAAGGCCGCAGCCCCAGUCCCACUAAGGACGAGUGGGAGGACAUGAGCGUAGAUAGUGACAGCGGUGAGGAGUACUUGGACAGUCUCGACAGUGCGCCCUCAGGGAAAGCACCUCGCAGACAACAUGCAAACCGAAAGUCCUACAGGUGUUCACGGAUCUCAGAAGCCCCAGAAGCUGAAUCUCACAGAAAACAACCCAAUGUUCCUGCCCGAGACGAUAAACAGCAUGAGCCCUGGGAACUAGGGACGAGAGGAGAGAAAAGGAGGUGGAGGAAGAAGAGGAUGCUGAGGACCCAGCGCUGCUCCUCCUCCUCUGCUCUGCAGCAGCGCGUAGAGUCCCUACAGCGUCACAUUGACAUACUGCAAGGUGCCAGGAAAGAUGCUGUGCUUUCAGCCAAAGAGCUGCGGAGGGCCAAUGAGAAGAUCGUGGCACGGCUCAACUCCCUCACUGAGAAACUCGGCAGCAGGAAGCAGCUCACACAGAAGCUGACCUCCGACCUGUCCGGUGUGGAGCAGCAGAAAAAGGUUCUGGAGAUGGAGCUGGAGCAGUGGAGGCAGAUCACUUUCCCUCAGCAAACCCCACCACCUCCACCAGCACCUGUAAACGCAGAGUGCUCCUGCCAGGGCAGAACCAUCCCCUCCCCAGCUAACCCGGCCCCCCAGGCCCUGGAGGCUGAAGUCAAACAACUCCAAGCUAGACUUAAGAGUGCAAGUGCGGAGGUCACAAGGCAGGUGGCAGCUAACAAAGCCCUGCGAGGCCAACUCCAGGAGAAGGAGGACAAGCUCCGCCAGCUGCAGGACAAGGCGAGCCACACGGAGCGAGACGUGCACAUGAAAAGGCAGCUGGUGGAGGACAUGAAGACGAGGCUGAAGUUCCUGCAGGAGAUGGAGAAAAGUUACAGAGGGCAAGUGGAGGAGCUGGAGAAGAAGGUGAAAACUUUAUCGGAAGAGGGCAAUAACAGGAAGGCCCUGAUCGAAUCUCUCAAGAGAAGAUUGAAUGUUGCAACCACAGAGAAAACCCAGCAUGAGGCCUCCAGCACAAAACUGAAGGAAGAGCUGGAAAAAAAGGAUCAGCGCGUUCAUGCCCUACAGGCUCGCUUAGGAGCCAGUGAGAAGGCUUUGGCAUCAUUGGACCAGACGGCCGCUGAGCAAAUGGAAGGGUUGACCCAAAAGAGUUCCCAUGCUUUGGAAAGGCUGCAGAGACAGCUAGGCUUUGUCUACUCUCAGCUGGAACAGCUUCAUGCUUUCAUCAAGGCCCUGGCCAGUGAAAUACUUUUAGACGUUCAAGAGGUCAAGCAGCAGUUGAUGAAGAGGAGGAGGUUGAGGCAGGCCAACGCUGUGGCAGUGAGAGGCGGCCUCUCAGCCAAGUCGAUGAUCAAAGCCAAAUCCAUCGCUGCCUCCAUUCUCAACAUGUCAGAGAAUGAUCUCGCGGACAUAAUGGACCCUGAUCAGGGAACAGAGGCUCGUUCAGAGGGUCCAACAGACCGGGAGUGGCUCGACCAUCUAAACCACAUCCUGCAGCAAAAGAUCCCCUCUGCCGGCCAGCUAAUGGAGGCUGUGCGUGUGAAGAUGAAGGAGAGGAAAGUGCUGACAGAAGAGCUGGCCACGCUCGCAACACCAGUCAGCGAAAAAGCCUGA
Messenger RNA from Limanda limanda (common dab), 3915 nucleotides. RefSeq names its product centlein, centrosomal protein (gene cntln). Gene Ontology annotation, cellular component: centriole; centrosome. The record is from RefSeq and is a predicted model, not a curated record. Gene Ontology annotation, biological process: centriole-centriole cohesion; protein localization to organelle. NCBI's taxonomy places the organism in Eukaryota, Metazoa, Chordata, Actinopteri, Pleuronectiformes, Pleuronectidae. The transcript is spliced from 26 exons. Bases 1 to 3915 code for a protein of 1304 amino acids.